Helicoverpa zea (corn earworm) is the source of this 1555-nucleotide messenger RNA. RefSeq lists its product as uncharacterized. Gene Ontology annotation, biological process: sensory perception of smell. The record is from RefSeq and is a predicted model, not a curated record. Lineage: Eukaryota; Metazoa; Arthropoda; Insecta; Lepidoptera; Noctuidae. Bases 883 to 1353 code for a protein of 156 amino acids. The transcript is spliced from 5 exons. Gene Ontology annotation, molecular function: odorant binding.
CAGUAGAAUGAUUUCUAAUUUCUGUAAAUGAGAAAACUGUUCCCUAAUAAAAUAAUUUGAUCCGAUUUCAGAGUAUCAAGAAGUAGCAUGAAAAAGAAGAGGAUAGCAGUAUAAAGUUAAAGGAAACUCCAACGCAUUUUUUGUUAAAGAGAAAUCUUCUAAAUUUUAAAGAAAUUAUUGCAGUGAGUAAAAUGUCUCUUAAAAUUUUAUUUGACUCCAGUUUUCUCGUUACGAGUAGCAAUGUUCUUAUGUUUUGAGAAAUAAUCACAAGUAGAGCCUACUAUGAAAUUGGAACUGCGUGUGACACAGUACUGUCGCGGCGACGGACAAUACUGAGAUGUGCCGGAGGCGUGAUGAUACGAAAUGUUCAAGUAAGUGAGGCACUCACAACAACAUCCCUCGAAUGUUUGUUGUACAAUGUGCGGCGGCAGAUAUUUGUCAAUGAAAGAUAUGCGUUAAACAAUGGCGUGGAAUAUUUGGCGAGUGAUGUGCCGUGUUGUGAUACCUACCGCGUCCGUCCGCUGUUUACUAAACACACGCCGUAUUGUUUCAUUAUUUUCAUAAUUAUUGGUCCCCCUACUAACUGUGGAACCCUUUGCGACUGCUAUUCGACAAUUUAUAUAUUCCCGUUUUUCCUUUCAGCUUUCACGAAAGUAAGAAAAUUUAUUUGGCCGCCUGUGUCAAGGUAGAUGAUAACCAUUAAAUUGUCGAGUAGACAAUCGCUAGUGUCGUUGUCGCGUGGUAGCGGUGGCGAGAGAUGCGGCGGCGCAUAUAUCGCUCGGCGGAGAGCUACACGCGCGAGUACUCCUGCAAGCGCUGCGCGGGCUGCCACUGGCUGAUGUGCUGCUUCACGUGCCGCUGCGCUUGCCACCGGACCGUCACAUGACUUGCUCUCGUGCGCUGGCGCUGCUCGCGCUCGUCGCUCUCACGCAACAGGCAACAACAGUAUGCAAGAAUUGUAUAAUGCUGGGUAAGGAGGAGAAGGCGAUGUUCCGCGCGCACUCGGCGGCGUGCGCGGAGCAGUCGCGCGUGGCGCCGCGGCAGCUGGACGCGCUGCUGGCGGGCCGCCUGCACGACUCGCCCGCGCUGCGCCGCCACGUCUACUGCGUGCUGCUCAAGUGCAAGCUGGUCGGCAAGGACGGCAAGCUGCACAAGGCCGCCGUGCUCGGCAAGAUCGCCGCCAGGCCUGAUGCUAAGAACGCUACCAAGGUCCUGGAGAGCUGCGCAGACCAGGCGGGCGACUCGCCCGAGGACCUGGCGUGGAACCUGUUCCGCUGCGGCUACGACAAGAAGGCGCUGCUCUUCGACUACAUGCCCACCAACGUGGCGGCCGACGUCGACAACACCUCCUAGUGCGCUCGCACACACACAGAUGGCGCUGUUCAUCAUUUUACUUAGUCAUAUAUUUAAUUCGGAGAUAGCCCUAUAAACAUAGUUUUCAUCUUAAGAAAUUAUUCUUGUAUUUACCUUCGAACCAUGUUUUCAAAACAUUUUCGUUAUAUCUUUUAUUAUGCCGUUGCUACGUUUCCCAUUACAUAUAUAUUUACUAACCCAA